GGCUGUGGCUGCGGAUGCCCUGCAGAAACGGAAAUGGAGAUGAGUGACCAGAGUCAGUCAGUCAGUCGGUGGCGACUGGUCAACGCACAAAGACCUGACGAAAAUCACCCCCAAACGUGUGUGACCAGCCCAGAGGCAUCCAUGGCCUCCAUUGCUCCCUCCUUCUCUCCCCAUCUUCUACUUGUACUGCUUCCGCCUUCUUCUUCGUCUCCACCUUUUGAGAGAGAGACGGAGGAAAAUGAAGCUACCGUCAUCAAUACUAAUCUCAUCAUGCUUCUUCUUCGCCUUCUUUCUCUUCUUGGUGGUUGUCUCGGCGGCGGAUAUUUCGCCAGGAUCAUCUCUCUCCGCCUCGAACACUAACCAGACAUGGGCUUCCCCAAAUAACGUCUUCUCUCUCGGCUUCAUCCGCGACGGCUCCGCUUUCUUCGCCGCCAUCACCUACGGCGGCGUUCCGGUCUGGAAGGCCGGGGGCGAUAAUGGCGCCGCCGACUCCACCGCCACCCUCCUCUUCCUCGCCGACGGCAACCUGCGCCUCGUCAACGGGUCCUCCAGCACCGUAGUCUGGCAGUCCAACACCGCCGGCCGCGGUGUCGUCUCCGCCUCCCUAGAUGACUCGGGUAACUUCGUUCUCCGGAACGGCACGCUUGCCGUCUGGUCCACCUUUGAUAACCCUACUGACGCCAUUUUGCCAGACCAAAACCUCACCGUUGGCAAAGAAUUGCGAUCUGGGCUUUACUCUUUUUCCCUUCUUAAUUCUGGAAGCCUAACCCUACGUUGGAACAGCUCCAUUAUGUACUGGAAUUCGAGCUUGAAUUCGUCGGUCAACGCCAGCGUGACAUCUCCCACCUUGGGAUUUCAAUCAAUUGGCAUAUUAUCAAUCUCUGAUCCGUCUUUUUCAACCCCUGUGAUUGUGGCUUAUAGCAAUGAUUAUGCUGAAGCAGGUGAUAUGCUUAGGUUUCUGAGGUUGGACAAUGAUGGGAAUUUGAGGAUUUACAGCUCUCAAAAGGGCAGUGGAACCGUCACAGUGAGGUGGUCAGCUGUUAGCGAUCAAUGUCGAGUUUUUGGCUACUGUGGCAACUAUGGUAUUUGUAGCUACAGUGAUUCAAAACCCGUAUGUGGUUGUCCUUCAGCGAAUUUCGAGCCAAAUGAUCCCAAGGACAGUAGGAAAGGGUGUAAGAGGAAGGUAGAGAUUGAGAAUUGUUCAGGGAAUGCAACUAUGUUGCAGUUAGAUCAUUCAUACUUGUUGACAUACCCUCCUGAGUUGACUGGUCAAGUUUCUAGUGAGUUGACUGGUCAAGUUUUCUAUAUUGGUAUAUCCGCGUGUAUGAGGAAUUGUCUUUCGGGUUCCUGUGUAGCUUCCACCUCAUUGUCGGAUGGAUCAGGGAUGUGUUUCAUAAAACUCAAUAGUUAUAUUAGUGGGUACCAGUCACCUGCACUUCCCAGCACUUCAUAUGUGAAGGUUUGUGCACCUGUAAUGCCUAAUCCUCCUUCAUUUUCUGUCGGAGGCAGAAAAGGCGACGGCUGGAGGUUGCACGGAUGGAUUGUUGCACUUGUGGUUUUAGGCAUCAUUUUGGGUUUGAUCAUGUUUGAGGGAGGUUUAUGGUUGUGGUGCUGUAGGAAUAGCCCCAAAUUUGGGGGUCUUUCUGCUCAAUAUGCUCUUCUUGAGUACGCCUCUGGCGCUCCAGUCCAGUUCUCGUACAAGCAAUUACUGGAUGCCACAAAAGGUUUCAAGGAGAAGCUUGGAGCUGGAGGAUUUGGGGCUGUUUACAAAGGUGUUCUUGCUAAUACAACUGUCGUUGCAGUGAAGCAAUUGGAGGGGAUUGAGCAGGGGGAGAAACAGUUUAGGAUGGAGGUUGCAACUAUAAGUAGCACCCACCAUCUGAAUCUGGUCAGAUUGAUAGGUUUUUGCUCUGAAGGACGCCACAGGCUUCUGGUAUAUGAGUUCAUGAAAAAUGGAUCCCUGGAUAAUUUCCUCUUCGCACGAGAAGACGAAGACCAGUCUGGAAAAUGGUUGAAUUGGGAGUACAGGUUUAACAUAGCCGUAGGGACUGCAAGAGGUAUAACUUACCUACAUGAGGAGUGUCGAGACUGCAUUGUCCACUGCGACGUAAAGCCAGAAAACAUUCUGUUGGAUGGGAAUUAUAAUGCCAAAGUCUCAGAUUUUGGACUUGCAAAGCUCAUUAAUCCCAAGGAGCAUAGGUACCGCACAUUGACAAGUGUUAGGGGGACUAGAGGGUACCUGGCACCAGAAUGGCUUGCAAAUCUGCCAAUAACUUCAAAAUCUGAUGUUUACAGCUAUGGGAUGGUCUUGCUGGAAAUAGUGAGUGGGAGAAGGAAUUUUUGGGUGUCUGCAGAAACGAAUGGGAAAAAGUUUUCUCUCUGGGCAUACGAACAGUUUGAAAAGGGAAAUGUGCAGGCAAUUGUUGACAAAAGGCUUGCAGUAAAUGUGGUGGAUCUGGAGCAAGUAACUAGGGCAAUUGGAGUAAGCUUUUGGUGCAUCCAGGAACAACCAGCUCAGAGGCCGAUGAUGGGAAAAGUAGUGCAGAUGUUAGAAGGUGUUACUAAAGUUGAAAAGCCACCGAUUCCUAAGGCCAUGGCUGAUUGGCCAGUCAGUGGGACAAGUGUGAAUGUAAGCAGCAUUGUUGGCAGUCUGUCUACCUCUGCAUUUUCAGCCCCAGAUCCUUCUUUUUCAUCAUUGGUCCAAACUCAAGUAAUCUCAUCAUUCACUUCAGGAAGGAAUUUAGAGAGGGCAUCUUCUUCUCUUUUAUAAUCCGAGCAAAAGUGAAGCUCAUCUCUCAUUAGUCCAUCAUAACCAAGUUUGAAGGGACAAAGUUGGAAGUGUUCACAAACAUGAACUUAGUGAGGAAUUUUCCAUCACUGGUGUUCCCAUGUUUCUUGUUUUGUCUAGUCCUGAGUACUUCAUAGAACACACUGCUGCUGCUCUUCAUGGUCCUGCUUCUACUAAAUCUGGAUGGUAAAGUUUGUUGUCUCCAACGAGCAAUGUUUUUCACAUCUUUUUUACCUGUGAAACCAAGCCAAGUUUGUGAUACAUGUGAUAGAUUAAUCUGGAUCUGAUACUAGUUACAACCCGACUGUGUAUAUUUAUUGCUGCAGUACCUAAUAGUCUUUUAGUUAUUCUGCAUAAAAGCAUAACAGCAAUUGGUUUUGACUCAAUCCCAGCCUAAAAUAGCGAACUUUUAUUAUUGUUAUUAUUAGGGUAAAUUACUAAAAAAAUACAAAUACUGAAUUUUUAACUUUGUUUUAAUUUUUCCCAACUUAGUUUUUAGUUUCAAUUGUGGAACACCGUUACAAUCCUUGUAGUUUCUUUUGUUAAGCGUUGAUGUGGCAACAAGAAAAAGUUGACCUGGAUGAUGUUUGGAGGUGGCACUCCUGUUCUGUUGCCUUCAGUUUUCUGCAUUAGAAUAGUUCAAAUCGUAGAAUAUGGUAGCUGAAUUCUAAUUUGGAACUCUUUCCACAUUCAACAUAUCUGAAAUAACUGUAGAAUAUAAGUGUUAGGUAGUUUCAAUUACAUGAAAUCUAUGUCAAGAAGCCCUCGGAUAUUAUUAUAUUAAAGAUGAUGGUAUUAAAUUUGGAGCUCCAACAAGUGUAUAGCUGCUUCAUUAGAUCUUGGAUGCCAUACUCAAGCUUUACAAUUUAACUAAUGCUUCUUCUUGCUGACAAUUGCUCCUGCUAAGGAGUGGAAACCAAAGCCAACAAACCUAAAUGGAUGUUGUUGUCUAGUCCGAUCCGAAGACUUGGGCCGAAUCAAUGGGGAGAAUGGGUCAUAAGUCUAUUCUACUGCUGUAUUAACACUCCCUCCCUUUGGUGGUACGACGGUAGAAUAGACUUUUUGUUCAUUCUCUCCCUCACCAAUUUCUUCCACUCCUGCCUUGCCUUGCCUUCUAAAUGACAUUAUUCAAACCUAAAUACUGUUGAAGGGUCUCUGGUCUGGAACUAUUGCUUCAUCUGAAGUCCCUAUAACAAUGGUGGAUCAGCUGUGUGAUACAAACAUGGGCUGUGGGAUACGAAUUCUAGUGAAUUCAAUCAGCAGAGUUGUGUUAGAUUUUUAGAUCUUGUUUUAGAUGUUGCUUGCUCCAAUUUAGAUCUGUAAAUUUCUAAAUUAUUUCCUCAAUACUAUUAUAAAAACUGGGGUAAAUUGCUACGGUACCCUUCAGAUAUAGCAAAAAUACAGUCCAACAUCCCUGUAUGUUUAGAAUGAUAUGAACUUUUCUUGAAGGGUUGCCAUGCUCUCUCCCCCCCCUCUCUAGUUUUGUCCAUGGCACAGCAACAAAGAAGCCCCAUAGGUCAUGUCAUAAAUGAGCCCUUUGGCUUGCUUGCCAUGGUGGGUGGACGGACGAUUGCUGAUGCAAGAGAAACGUCGGGGUGAGAGAAAGCAAGAAGAAGAAACCCAUAUUCACACGUUUAGAAAAAAGCACGUCAUAUUGAAAGCAUGCAAUAAUCAUCUUCUCUAUGGCGGGUAGGAACCAGGAAGAGAAUUGGUCCAAGGAGAGAGCUUUCGGUUUUGGAGGCAUUUAUGUCUU
Molecule: messenger RNA, 4541 nt
Organism: Diospyros lotus (date-plum)
Lineage: Eukaryota; Viridiplantae; Streptophyta; Magnoliopsida; Ericales; Ebenaceae
Product: G-type lectin S-receptor-like serine/threonine-protein kinase At1g34300
Exons: 2
Coding region: 239-2770 (843 amino acids)
Biological process (GO): protein phosphorylation; recognition of pollen
Molecular function (GO): protein serine/threonine kinase activity; ATP binding
Source: RefSeq, a predicted model, not a curated record